Messenger RNA from Nannospalax galili (Upper Galilee mountains blind mole rat), 2786 nucleotides. It is a transcript of the gene Ddx10, whose product is annotated as DEAD-box helicase 10. Gene Ontology annotation, cellular component: nucleus. Gene Ontology annotation, biological process: rRNA processing. The record is from RefSeq and is a predicted model, not a curated record. Gene Ontology annotation, molecular function: nucleic acid binding; RNA helicase activity; ATP binding. The transcript is spliced from 18 exons. Lineage: Eukaryota; Metazoa; Chordata; Mammalia; Rodentia; Spalacidae. Bases 105 to 2735 code for a protein of 876 amino acids.
CGCCCGAGCGCAUUCUCCACACGCUUGUUUCUCGUCUUCUGUGGGGCUGUUGGGGUCUGUGGUGUCUGCGUUAGGGGGCUGUGAGGGUCUUGGCCGCCGCCACUAUGGGCAAAACGGCCGAGUCUCUGGGUUUGGAAGGCCGACCCGACCCGGUGCGCAGCUUCAAUCGCUGGAAGAAGAAACACAGUCACCGGCAGAGCCGAAAGAAGGAGCUGAGGAAGCAGCUCAAGAAGCCGGAAUGGCAGAUCGAGCGUGAGGGCAUCAGCCGCCUCAUGCAGAACUACGAGAAGAUAAAUGUAAAUGAAAUUACAAGAUUUUCAGAUUUCCCUUUGUCCAAAAAAACAUUGAAAGGUUUGCAAGAAGCCCAGUACCGCUUGGUAACAGAGAUACAGAAGCAGACCAUUGGGUUGGCUUUGCAAGGUAAAGAUGUGCUUGGAGCUGCCAAAACUGGAUCUGGCAAGACGUUGGCUUUUCUUGUUCCAGUCUUGGAAGCCUUAUACCGUCUGCAGUGGACUUCAACAGAUGGCCUGGGGGUUCUGAUAAUAUCACCUACUAGAGAAUUGGCGUAUCAGACCUUUGAAGUUCUGCGAAAAGUAGGAAAAAAUCAUGACUUUUCAGCUGGCCUCAUCAUUGGUGGAAAGGAUCUGAAACAUGAAGCUGAGAGGAUUAACAACAUAAGUAUACUCGUUUGCACACCAGGGAGACUUCUUCAACACAUGGAUGAAACAAUAUGUUUUCAUGCCACCAAUCUCCAAAUGUUAGUUCUUGAUGAAGCAGAUAGGAUCUUGGAUAUGGGCUUUGCUGAUACCAUGAAUGCUAUCAUUGAAAAUCUUCCUAAGAAACGCCAGACUUUACUUUUCUCAGCCACACAAACCAAAUCCGUAAAGGACCUUGCACGCUUGAGUUUGAAAAACCCAGAGUAUGUCUGGGUUCAUGAAAAAGCAAAAUACAGCACCCCUGCUACUUUGGAACAGAACUACAUAGUUUGCGAGCUGCAUCAAAAAAUAAGUGUGCUGUUUUCCUUUUUGAGAAGCCACCUGAAGAAGAAGAGUAUUGUAUUUUUCUCCAGUUGCAAAGAGGUUCAGUAUCUGUACAGAGUGUUUUGCCGCCUCCGCCCAGGCAUUUCUAUCCUUGCUCUUCAUGGUCGUCAACAGCAGAUGAGAAGAAUGGAAGUCUACAAUGAGUUUGUCCGAAAGAAGGCCGCAGUACUCUUUGCUACUGAUAUUGCAGCCAGGGGUUUGGAUUUCCCAGCUGUGAAUUGGGUUCUUCAGUUUGAUUGUCCAGAGGAUGCCAACACCUAUAUUCAUAGAGCAGGUAGAACUGCCAGGUACAAAGAGGAUGGGGAAGCUUUAUUAAUUUUGUUGCCCUCAGAAGAACAAGGGAUGGUGGAGCAACUUCUCCGGAAGAAAGUACCUGUGAAGGAAAUCAAAAUCAACCCAGAAAAACUUAUAGAUGUCCAGAAAAAAUUGGAAUCAUUUUUAGCCCAAGAUCAAGAUUUAAAAGAGAGAGCUCAAAGAUGUUUUGUCUCCUACAUACGUUCAGUAUAUCUUAUGAAGGAUAAAGAAGUAUUUGAUGUGAGCAAGUUACCUCUUACUGAAUAUGCACUGUCUCUUGGUCUUGCUGUGGCACCACGGGUAAGAUUUCUUCAGAAAAUAGAAAAACAGUCCACCAAAGAUUUGCUUAGGAGCCAAGUCACCGAAGUAAUUGAGCCCAGGGCUCCCUCCCUCACCAAUGAUGAAGUAGAAGAAUUUAGAGCCUAUUUCAGUGAGAAAAUGUCCAUCCUUCAGAAAAAUGGGAAAAGACUGGAAGGGACAGAAUACAGACUAACCAGUGGUGAUGGUGAGGAAGAACAGGAAGAAGAGGAGGAAGAUAAAGAAGAAAUGGAGGAGAAACUGAGAAAAGCAGGAGGGCCUCAUACUAAAUCUGUUUCAAACACUGAGGAGACACAGAAAGUAAAGGAGGUUCCUGUGCAGUUCUUAGACCGAGAUGAUGAUGAGGAGGAUGGACCUGAUACUGAUUUCCUUACAGUGAAGAGGCGUAAUGUGUUUGGGUUGGAUCUUAAAGAGAAUCAAGCAUUACAGAAAAAAGAACCUUCUAAAUCCAGUGUCAAGAAAAAAUUAACCAAGGUUGCAGAAGCAAAAAAAGUAAUGAAGAGAAAAUUUAAAGUGAAUAAGAAAAUAACAUUUACUGAUGAAGGGGAGUUGGUUCAACAGUGGCCACAGAUACAGCAGUCUCUUAUAAAAGAUGUGGAGGAAGAAGAUGACACUGGUGGUAUCAACUUACAUAAAGCCAAGGAAAGGCUCCGGGAAGAGGACAGAUUUGACAAAGAAGAAUAUAGGAAGAAAAUUAAGGCAAAGCAUCGGGAAAGAAGACUACGAGAAAGAGAAGCCAGAAGAGAAGCCAACACAAGACAAGCAAAGGUCAAAGAGGAAGAGGAAGCCUUUCUGGAUUGGAGUGAUGAAGAUGAUGAUGGCUUUGAUCCAAGCACACUUCCAGAUCCUGAUAAGUACAGAAGCUCUGAGGAAUCUGAGAGUGAAGAUCCACAGAAUAAGAUGAGUGAUACCAAGAGGAAGCAAGGGAUGAGGAAAAGGAACAACACCGAAGUGGAAGAUGUGAGACCAACAAGCCACCAUGGGAAGAAGGCCAAGUGGGAGCCCAUAGAACCUCUGGAUACAGGCCUUUCUUUAGCAGAGGAUGAAGAGCUGGUGUUACACCUGCUCAAAAGUCAAAAUUAAAUCCUCCCUGCACCUCUGUGCUCCUUGAUACCUCUGGACGUUAUUGUGUGG